AUGAGAUACUCAGCUUUUGAUUUCGAAUCGCCAACAUGCACAGCGACGCAACGCCGCAUUCGGCCUCUUCGCAUUUCUACACAGCGCGCAAAUCUCAAUCUUCCUGCUGCGCCGCCCUCCCCUUUUUUCAGCGGUAUGAACGAAGACAUCAACAGCGAGCCAUUCCCCACAUUUCAAUAUACAUAUCCACAGGACCCGCUCCCUUGCUCACCUUCACACUGUAUAUACCACUGCACCACAGCGAUAUGCACCAAGCUGCGGGUCAAAGACCCCGAAAUGGCCCCAUGUAUCUGCAUGUCGAUACCUACUCCACUUCCAACCCCUUUGCCAGAACAACAACAAAAACAACAACAAAGUACCAGUCGUCCGCCACUGAAAAUCCCAGCAUCGCUCGAUAGAGCAUCCACACACGCACUCGUGGUAUCCACACCACCAGCUACACUCCUCACGCUGCACCGGCCCGAAAUACAGCAACUCCUCGAGCACAUCUUCACGCAGCUCACCAACCACACGCUGGACACGCUAACGCAAUCCACGCAUCUCCCUGCGCAAACCGACGAGGAAAUCCUCGACGCACUACAAUUCUUCCUCGACAUAAUAACCCUGUACUUUUCACGCACAAUCCCACAUACAGAUACGCCGCGCACAAUCACCCUGCACGACCUCCAGCUCGAACUCGCAGUGUAUAUCUGGACCAUGCAGUGCGAGUGGCAAGACCGGUAUGCCGUCCGCGCAGCAGAAGAAGAAGAAGACGCAGUACUGUGCUCGGUGCUCUGGGAUAAAAACGAGCCAGAGCACGUAAAGCUUGUUGCGGGCGGAGACAAAGUGCCACUGCCGAAGCACGUGGCGCGCGUGUGGCGCGAGGGCUUGGAGCGCGUUAUUGGCGGCGUCGUGUGGAGGUGUGACGAGGUGAGGCGGUAUGAAGAAGACAUCAUCAAGAGGAAGAAGGGUAAAGAGGCGGGCAAACAAGAAGAGGAAGAUGGGAUUGGAGAGGUGGGAUGGUUGAUUAUGGUUAUGACUGGGUUUAUAUGGUUUACGUGUUAA
Molecule: messenger RNA, 1044 nt
Organism: Exserohilum turcica Et28A
Lineage: Eukaryota; Fungi; Ascomycota; Dothideomycetes; Pleosporales; Pleosporaceae
Exons: 1
Coding region: 1-1044 (347 amino acids)
Source: RefSeq, a predicted model, not a curated record